ACUUAAAACUGAGAGUUGGCCAACAAUAUAUAACUAUUUCAGUGUUAUUUAAAGUGCGAAUCUCAACACAGUAGCAAUCUAGCUAGAAAGAGAGAUCUCGUCGUAUACUAAUUCCAAGUAAAGUAAAGAUGAGUUUGGUAAUGUUGGUGGUGGUGGUGGUGGCGACGCUUGUGAAGGGAGGUGCGGCGCAGUCGGGGUGCACGGUGGCGCUGAUGAGCUUGAGCCCGUGCCUGAACUACGUGAGUGGAAACUCGUCGAGCCCGUCGGCGUCGUGCUGCACGAGCUUGUCGAGCGUGGUGGGGUCGCAACCGCAGUGCCUGUGCACGCUGCUCAAAGGCGGGGGCUCCAGCUUGGGCAUCACGGUCAAUCAGACCCUCGCGCUUGCUCUGCCCGGAGUGUGCAAGGUGCAGACGCCUCCACUCAGCCGCUGUGAUGAUGCUAAUGCUGCGCCUGCGCCUGCUGAUGCUGGUGCUCCUUCUGACGAGGCGCCUGAUUCUCCGACUCCAACAACACCGGCAGUCACUGAUAUUCCCUCAGGUGCAGGUGCAGGGUCUAAGACGGUUCCUAGGACUGAUGGAUCGACCACCAAUUCAGGAAGCAAUGUGGGACCAAAAAUGGGCGUUCUUGUGUUGAUGGCUUCAUUAUGGGCUAUUUCUUGAAUUCCAAUAUUUCCCACAAAUGCCACUCAUUAUAUCUCUUCUCAUUUCUCUGCCAUUUUAAUGUUCCUUUUCUCAUCAUUUGUAACCAUUUCGUGUAAUUUAUUAUUCAUUUGGCUUCUUUGUAAUAGACAAGAUCAUGCAUUAUUCAUACAAGGAAAUCAGAUUUUAUAUAUAUAUAAAAGGAUCAACAAUGAUUUUCCA
This is a messenger RNA of Salvia miltiorrhiza (redroot sage), 860 nucleotides long. Its product is annotated as non-specific lipid transfer protein GPI-anchored 5-like. The coding region runs from base 129 to 659 and encodes 176 amino acids. Gene Ontology annotation, biological process: lipid transport. Gene Ontology annotation, molecular function: lipid binding. The record is from RefSeq and is a predicted model, not a curated record. The transcript is spliced from 3 exons. Lineage: Eukaryota; Viridiplantae; Streptophyta; Magnoliopsida; Lamiales; Lamiaceae.